Drosophila virilis is the source of this 1330-nucleotide messenger RNA. RefSeq names its product chitin-binding domain protein cbd-1-like. Lineage: Eukaryota; Metazoa; Arthropoda; Insecta; Diptera; Drosophilidae. The record is from RefSeq and is a predicted model, not a curated record. Gene Ontology annotation, cellular component: extracellular region. Gene Ontology annotation, molecular function: chitin binding.
ACAGUUCUGAGCGGGCGCCAGGCGACAAAUGUUUCAAAAACAAAGUCUUUAUGCAGAAACUACGAUGUAAGUAGUAGUAUGUAUUUAAUUUUUCCAAUUGUGAAAAAAAUUACCCAAAACUGAGUCAUCGGAUGACACCGUACUGCUAUCGCACAAAUUAAAAUGUUUUUUAAGUAUAAGAGCAAUAGAGCCGGGUCUCUCAUAGAGAUGAUGGUGAUAAGAGGGAGCAUCUGUUAGUUAAAUUGAUUUCGAAGAAACAAAGAUAUCUACCAUAUAAAUUGGGUUGCUGCAGAAUGACGACACCAGUCAAGUUCGAAAAGUGUCAAGAAAUAGAAUGACAUCCUUCAAAUUCCUGGCGCUUGUAGCAUACGUUCUGUUAUUCUUGCAACGUACAUUCGUAAUAGUAGCUGAGAGUAAUAGCACAGAGAUCGAUCUAAUUGAGGCGCCGGGCCCUGAAGAAAUAAUAUUAGAUGGCAGCAGUCUCUACAACGUAGACAACAUUAGUCUCUGCAAGGAUGUUGCUAAUAGAGUCUUUCUGCCGUAUGUAGGAGACUGCAGAAAGUAUUACCUGUGCUGGGAUGGCGAGGCUGUGGAGAAGCAGUGCAACAAGGACUACGAGUUCAAUGCCCGAAACCAGAGCUGCGGAUAUCCAAAUAGUUCGACAUGCAUGCCCAAAUGUGAAGCCUACAAUCUGACCACCUUCUGCUACGAUCGCACCUGCACCAGAUACGUGCUCUGCUAUUUCGGCAUUCCAGUUCUGAGGGAGUGUCACGAUGGUCUGCAGUACAAUGCGGAAACGGAUCGUUGCGAUUUCCCUCAGUAUGUGGACUGUGUGGACAAUGAGUGCAUGAGACUAAGUGAGACGACAGAGCUGUUGUACUUGCCCAGCAAGGCUUCGUGCUCUAAGUACUUCCUGUGCGCAAAGGGCGUUCCCAUUAACUACAACUGUGCCGAGGGCUUGUAUUUUAACACCAGAUGCAAUUGCUGUGAUUAUCCAGAGAAUUCUGACUGCCAGAUUCCAGCAUUGAAGCGCAAUAUUCAGCCGUAUGCUCGUGUACCGCUCCGCACAGCUGAUGUCAUCUGUCCAGAUCAUGGAGUUCACUUCUACGCCCACAAGUCCCGCCGCGAUGCCUACUACUACUGCAUAGAGGGCCAUGGUGUUACCUUGGACUGCACGCCGGGUCUGUGGUACGAUGCAGUUGUUAAAGAAUGUCGCGAGCCCAAAUAUAUUGGCCACUGAGCAGAAGGAAAAAAUAAAAUGGCUUUACGGUAUAAGAUUCGCUUGAUUAUAAGAAAACUUGGAUUAAUAAAUACAAAUAUUAAUUACAAA